This is a messenger RNA of Bufo gargarizans (Asiatic toad), 1386 nucleotides long. RefSeq lists its product as uncharacterized. Bases 141 to 848 code for a protein of 235 amino acids. The record is from RefSeq and is a predicted model, not a curated record. The transcript has 2 exons. Lineage: Eukaryota; Metazoa; Chordata; Amphibia; Anura; Bufonidae.
CUUAUUAACGGGAAGACGUGACCUCUGCAAACAAAGCACGAUCAAUUCUCAAGUACCAGGGAGGGUGCAGCGCAGGGCUCGUCCUCAGAGACAGACACAUCUCCCUCAGCGCUGCAGGACGUUAUAAGCUACAGAGCUCCAUGGAGAAACCCAUGAAACACAGACCCAAGUCUGCUCCUGUUAUAACCAAUGCGUACGUCCAGAACAAAAGAGAGGAUGAGUGCCUGUGUGUGCAACUGGACAGCUUGCACUACCAGCACCACGCAAGUAUAAUCAGACUCAAGCAAGCCAUGAGCGACGUUGUCAGACAUAAGAGGAACCUGCUCACCCAAAGGGCUAUCACACCUCAGUCAUCACUGGACCACAUCAUGGAUGAAAUCCAUACGUACAAAAAGGAUAGGAGCCGCCCCGGCCUUACUAAAAGCAAUCUCCCUGCAAGUACAGAGCUGUAUGUGGAGCAUGACAUGAGUUCAAAAUGGCCGCCUUCUCCAUCCUAUUUGCCCAGUGUUGCUCACAACUCAUUCAACCAAAGGGAAAGCAUGAAAAGGGACGAAGCAGGCGACAGAAGAUUUCCACUCAUGGAUGACGCAAAGGUAAAGUCUACCGAACAUAUUCAAAAACACGAAAGAAAAGUGACAGUGAUGUCACCGGGACAGAGGAGGACCCAAAAGGGCAAGGAUUUUCUGACGUAUAAAGAGCUCAGUCAGAUUGCCUGUCUGGAGAACAUUUCCACAAGGGAGGCUGAGAGGCAACAACAACAGAAACAGAUGCAAAAACAGCAAAUGAAACGAUCGCUGGACACCGCCCUGCAGGAGAAAGUGCACCGAUUCCUCCGGAAGCUGGAAUAGGUGGACGCUGACAAUUCAACACCUGUUAUAUAGUGUACAUGCCAGCAACAAUUAUUAGAUGAAAGGAAAUCAAGAAGUUGGAAAACCACAGAGAAUACAAAAUAGAGCGGGAUAACAGGACAAAAUCAAGGACCACCCCCACUUGCUGCUUGACGUGUCCAUACAACAUUUAGAGCUCCAAAUGUCCUGUAUCGUUUCUUUACCACAGAGGCAGGUAAUGUUGCAUAUAACCUUCAAGGGCAUGCGUAUCAUAGAGACAGCCCCUGCAGCUGCAAUGGGGCCCUUGGAGAGAGGUAAAGAGGACCCACUAGUAAAUAUGGCAGUGGAGAAUUGACCCAGGGGUUGUAGAAAGGGCAUGGUUUGAUUGUGGUAAAAUUCAAUACCACGGUUUAAUCUUUGCUAUAGGUGCCUGUCCCGCUUUUGUGUCACUGAUGCACCCCUUAAAGGGGUUGUGCCACAAAAAAUAUUCUAUAUUUGUAAAACCAGGACAUGGAUCUGAAUACUUUUAUAAUUGCAUGGAAUUUAAAAAAAAUUGUAU